Racocetra fulgida is the source of this 1455-nucleotide messenger RNA. The record is from the annotation of a GenBank genome assembly. Lineage: Eukaryota; Fungi; Glomeromycota; Glomeromycetes; Diversisporales; Gigasporaceae.
AUGGAAAACAAAAAAUCCACAUCUCAUGACGGAGAAUCCCAUACUAAUCCGCCUGCAACUUCCAAGCUUUUUCCAAUCAGUGCUUUAAUUCUCUUCAUAUCUAUUCUAAUUUAUAGAUAUUCAACUUUCGGUCCUUUUGCACCAUUACAAUGUCAAUUAGUAGGAAUUGGAUGUCUUAGUACGAAGGUACAAGGUUAUGUAGCACCGGAAUUUAUUAAUGUGAAAAAAGCAUUCAUAACCAAUUUUGAAAAUGGUGAUGAAGUUGGAUCAAGUGUUGCAGUUUAUUAUAAUGGUAAACUAGUGGUUGAUUUACAAGGUGGAUACGCUGAUCUUGAGACAAUGCGUGAAUACGAUAAUAAUACAUUACAACCUGUUUUUUCGACCAGCAAAACUUUGUGUUCGAUCGUAAUAGCAUAUUUAGUAGAUCGAGGAAUUCUUGAUUACAAUGAAAAAAUAUCCACAUAUUGGCCAGAAUUUGCUCAAGGUAAUAAAGAAAAUGUUACACUUCUGGAUCUAGUAAAUCACCGGGCAGGAGUAAGCUAUCUUGACACGCUGGUAAAAUCUGAUUUAGAAGAUCUUGAUAAAUUAGCAAAGGUUCUUGCUGCUCAACCACACUCGUUCGGAGGAGUUCCUAAUCGUGCAUAUCAUGCAUCAACUUAUGGAUGGUAUUUAAAUGAGAUUGUUCGUAGAGUCGAUCCGAAACAUCGCACUAUUGGAAAAAUCGUUUCUGAAGAAAUUUUGACGCAAUACGAUUUAGAAUUUUAUUUAUCAUUGCCACCAAAUCUUAUAUCAAGGAUUGCAGAAUUGUAUGAGACACCUACCGUCAGAGCAACUAUUGAUUCGCUUAGUACACUUAUCUUUAAGAGUUGGUGGGCUGGGAAGGUGCCAGGAUCUUAUUUCUCAAGAUUUAAUGAUAAAGAAAGUGUUUUAUAUAAAACUUUUUAUUAUCCAAGUCCUACUACCCAGAAAUUCACUGAUUUUUCAAAGUUAGAGUUUGUUACUAUAGAAUUUCCAGGUGUUAAUGGAAUUACAAACGCCAAGUCAAUUGCUAAACUAGGUGCCAUAAUUGUAAAUAAUGGCCAACCCCUUAGUGAUGAUAGUAGUUCAUCAUCGUCUAGUGUUAGUUCUAAGCCUUUUCUUUCAAAGUCUACAGUUGACCUCAUUUCUACAAAAUUGCCAGUAACUUAUGACCAUGUUAUUUAUACAAAUAUUACACCCUCAUUUGGUGGAUUUGCUUAUUUUAGAAUGCCUGGUAUUGAAGAUACAGAAUUCCUGGGAUGGGGAGGAUUCGGUGGAAGUUUAUUUUUAUGGAACCAGGAAUUAGGAAUCUCAUUUGGUUACGCUAUGAACGCCUUGUGGCUUCCUAGUUAUGGCGUAGUUAGUGAUCAAAGAGCAUGGAGUUUAUUAAAAGAAAUUGUGAAUGUUGUCAAAAAAUUAAAAAUAGAGCAAGUCUAA